Molecule: messenger RNA, 1350 nt
Organism: Mauremys reevesii (Reeves's turtle)
Lineage: Eukaryota; Metazoa; Chordata; Testudines; Geoemydidae
Gene: ATP6V1G3
Product: ATPase H+ transporting V1 subunit G3
Exons: 8
Coding region: 670-999 (109 amino acids)
Biological process (GO): proton transmembrane transport
Cellular component (GO): vacuolar proton-transporting V-type ATPase complex
Molecular function (GO): proton-transporting ATPase activity, rotational mechanism
Source: RefSeq, a predicted model, not a curated record
CACAAAACCUGACACCUACUUCUGUGCUCUAGCCACUUGGCCAUACUCCAUCAUUUAUCUUCCCCCUUUUUUCUUAUCCACUUCAUUCCUUCUUAUCUCCCACCAUCUAGAAGCAGUUCAGGAACUCACUACUGCUUAAGAAACCCAAGAAAGCAUACCAGCUGAGUGUACGUUGACACAGAAGGAAUAACUAGGAGUACAGUACUGAGAAAGAAGUAGAAAAGAAAAGAAAGGGCUUUACACCGUUAUGAUGCAUCAAUUUGAUUCCAGACUGAUUCAGUGCCUGACUUCAGCUUCAAAGAUAGUAAACAUUCCAUGCAAAAACUGCCUACUAGUUCAGAGUGGUUUUCCCGACUGAAAUUACAUGAACUAGCUGAAAUCAAACAUCCUCUUGACUGUUAAUGAGACAUGAGUAUAACAGCAAUGUGUGACAGUGGGCACCCUGAAGUAAUGGAAAUGGCAAUAGGCUACCCGAGAUCAUUUAAAACCAUUUCUGCGGAAGAACUGAAGAAGAGUUUAAAAGAAUUUCAUGUUUCAAAACAUGGGACAGGUGUUCAGUGAAAGAAAGGCUUGUCAAUGUCCUGUAUGGUAAAAGAAUGGAAGAUGUGGAGUUUGUGCACGCUUUGAUGUCAUUUAGCCAGAUUUUUGUUCCAGCAGUUACCAAGUGAAAUGGAAUGCACAGAAGCACCCACUCAAAAUAGUCUGAAUUUCUCAUCACCAUCAGGAAAGGGAAAGAGACUGAAGCAAGCCAAAGAAGAAGCCAUAGCAGAGAUAGACCACUAUAGGUUACAGAGGGAGAGGGAAUUCAGGCACAAACAAUCUAAUAUAAUGGGAUCCCAAGGUAACCUCUCCACUAAAAUAGAAGAGCAAACAACAGAAAAAAUCCGAGACGUCACUAAUAGCUUCCAGAAGUACAUGGAAAACGUAAUGAAACAACUUUUGAACAUGGUAUAUGACAUCAAGCCUGAAAUCCACUCAAACUACAGAGACGCGGUUUAAAUCCCAUUGAUGUGUGCAUGUAUCAAGAGAAGGCACACUGUUUUCCUAGUAACCCAAAUCAUCUUCUCCUUUAUGGGAUUGUCUGUAUGUGAAAGAGAAACACUAAGCCUAAAGCACACAGUCACACACAAAAAUUUUUAUGUGACAAAAUUCUACGAGGUUUCACAAGCAUUUGGUGGAAUGGUUUUGUUUUUCCUAUUGAUAGCUAUUACCCUGUCAUUUAAAUAGUAGAAAGCCGACAACAGCAGAAUAAGUGAUUAUUUGACACUGACAGCUUUUUAGUGGGUGUCUUUAUUUCUUUUCUUAUAUAAAAUGUUCUGUACUACUUGGUGUGUUGCAUGAAAUCGUUUG